Glarea lozoyensis ATCC 20868 is the source of this 1641-nucleotide messenger RNA. Its product is annotated as Cytochrome P450. The transcript has 8 exons. Bases 1 to 1641 code for a protein of 546 amino acids. Lineage: Eukaryota; Fungi; Ascomycota; Leotiomycetes; Helotiales; Helotiaceae. Gene Ontology annotation, molecular function: heme binding; oxidoreductase activity, acting on paired donors, with incorporation or reduction of molecular oxygen; iron ion binding. The record is from RefSeq and is a predicted model, not a curated record.
AUGGAGUCUUCUCUUCGAAAUCUGAGCGAAAGCUCUUCCGACUUUCGGCUCCAAACCACUUCUCAAUCCGCUAACAUUAUCUUUUCAUUCAUCGAAAACCUCGAAAUCACACCGCUCAACUUAUUGGUCUAUAUUCCUAUUCUCUACCUCCUCUACAUCGUGCUUCUGGUAUCCUAUCGUUUAUAUCUAUCACCACUCGCGAAGUUUCCAGGACCGAAGAUUGCGGCUGCUACAUUGUGGACGGAGUUCUACUAUGAUGCUGUUUUAGGAGGACAGUUCCAAUUCAAGGUUAAGGAGUGGCAUGAGAUUUAUGGACCUGUUGUUAGGAUUAACCCUUUUGAAAUCCACAUCGACGACCCAAAAGGUGACUUCUACGGUACCGUCUUCUCCAACACUGGUAUCCGAGAUAAGCACGAGUUCUACACCUCCCAAUUCGGAACCGGUAAGACUGGCUUUGGAACAGUAUCUCAUCACCUCCACCGCCUCCGUCGUAAAGCAAUGAAUCCAUUCUUCCAACCCAGCAACGUCCUUCGCUUCGAGCCCGUCAUAAAAGCUAAACUCGACAAGCUAUGUCAGCGCAUCGAUCAGUAUUCCGCUGCGAAGCUCGGAGCCAUGCCAAUGCGUAUCGUCUUCAUGAGUUACGCCACUGAUGUUAUAACUUCUUUUACCCUAAAUCAUAGUUGGAAUCAUCUUGACGCACCAGAUUUUAAUCCGUGGUGGUGGCAGACUACCCAAUGUACUGCCAAGAUGACAAAGUGGACGAAACAGUUUCCGUGGCUUUUACCAAUGUUGCAGGGUCUACCUGAUUUUAUAGUCAAAGCAAUGGAUCCUAAUCUGAUUCUUGUCCUUGAGAUGCAACGUAAAAUCGAAGGCAUCGUCGUUGAUGUCUUGUCGGGUAAAGAUGGGAAAUAUGCCUACUACCCUGACGGUUCACCUCGUACAAUCUUCCAUGAGAUUCUGAAGAGCGACUCCUUGCCUGCUGCGGAUAGGGAUGUUGAGUAUCUGUGGCAAGAAGGUCAGAACUUUCUGGGUGCUGGAUCGGAUACCGUGGCGUUUGUUCUGACAAUGGCGACUUAUUAUCUUCUUGCCGAUACAAAGAAGGCGGAAAAAUUGAGAGAAGAGUUGAGAGUUGCUAGAGCGGAUAAGGAUACGGAAUUGAGAGUGGUAGCUCUGAUGAAGCUACCUUACUUGACUGGAGUUGUCAACGAAGCCUUAAGACUGUCUUACGGAACAUCGUGUCGCCUAACGCGUAUCGCGCCAACUGAAUCGUUGAACUUCCAACACUGGCAUAUUCCUGCCGGCACUCCAAUCUCAAUGUCAUCACUCAUGAUGCACCAUAACGAGAAUAUCUUCCCUCAAUCGCACACGUUCUCGCCAGAGCGAUGGGCAGACCAAGAAGAUGGAGGAAAGGCACUCGAGCGCUACCUAGUUUCAUUCUCAAAAGGGAGUCGGCAGUGUAUUGGAAUGGGAUUCGCAAAAGCUGAGAUAUAUCUCACAAUCGCAACACUUUUUUCUCGGUACACAAACAUGACACUUUAUGACACGGAUUACGAUAGAGAUGUUAAGAUGGUGAGCGAUAUGUUCUUUCCGCAAGCGAGUAAGGAGAGUAGGGGCGUGAGGGUCUUGUUUGGUGAGAAUUGA